Messenger RNA from Globicephala melas (long-finned pilot whale), 617 nucleotides. RefSeq names its product AP-3 complex subunit sigma-1-like. NCBI's taxonomy places the organism in Eukaryota, Metazoa, Chordata, Mammalia, Artiodactyla, Delphinidae. Gene Ontology annotation, cellular component: membrane coat; AP-3 adaptor complex; intracellular membrane-bounded organelle. Gene Ontology annotation, biological process: Golgi to vacuole transport; intracellular protein transport. The record is from RefSeq and is a predicted model, not a curated record.
GCCCCCAGCUCCCACCGGGUCGGCCCGGCUCAGCCAUGAUCAAGGCGAUCCUCGUCUUUAACAACCACGGGAAGCCGCGGCUCUCCAAGUUCUACCAGCCCUACAGUGAAGAUACACAACAGCAAAUCAUCAGGGAGACAUUCCAUUUGGUAUCUAAGAGAGAUGAAAAUGUUUGUAAUUUCCUAGAAGGAGGAUUAUUAAUUGGAGGAUCUGACAACAAACUGAUUUAUAGACAUUAUGCAACAUUAUAUUUUGUCUUCUGUGUGGAUUCUUCAGAAAGUGAACUUGACAUUUUAGAUCGAAUUCAAGUAUUUGUGGAAACAUUAGACAAGUGUUUUGAAAACGUCUGUGAACUGGAUUUAAUUUUCCAUGUAGACAAGGUUCACAAUAUUCUUGCAGAAAUGGUGAUGGGGGGAAUGGUAUUGGAGACCAACAUGAAUGAGAUUGUUACACAAAUUGAUGCACAAAAUAAACUGGAGAAAUCUGAGGCUGGCUUAGCGGGAGCUCCAGCCCAUGCUGUAUCAGCUGUAAAGAAUAUGAAUCUUCCUGAGAUCCCAAGAAAUAUUACCAUUGGUGACAUCAGUAUAAAAGUGCCAAACCUGCCCUCUUUUAAAUAA